Messenger RNA from Aspergillus heteromorphus CBS 117.55, 302 nucleotides. RefSeq lists its product as uncharacterized. The record is from RefSeq and is a predicted model, not a curated record. NCBI's taxonomy places the organism in Eukaryota, Fungi, Ascomycota, Eurotiomycetes, Eurotiales, Aspergillaceae. The transcript has 2 exons. The coding region runs from base 42 to 203 and encodes 53 amino acids.
CUUAAAGUCAAUGUUUUACUCCGUACGGUGAGGGGUUUAUCAUGGCUCCGGCUCCCCCUUUUCUAUUACUCUCCCCCAUGAUAGCGACCACGGAGUACAAGCCCAUUUGUGUGAUUAUGUAUGGUAACUAUGCUCCUCUAGUGCAUGCUUCUUGUUCCUUACAAACUUCAGUUGCUCUAAUUUAUAGACCCUGGCCUGAUUAAGGAUAUACUAUCUGAUCUCCUUGACUUGCUUGUAUGACCUAUCUAAGUUUAUUCUAUUUGAACCUCAAGUUUUGAAAGCACAGCACGGUAUGUUCUGAA